Dunckerocampus dactyliophorus (ringed pipefish) is the source of this 11335-nucleotide messenger RNA. RefSeq names its product adenosine deaminase tRNA specific 1 (gene adat1). The transcript has 9 exons. Bases 7373 to 8797 code for a protein of 474 amino acids. The record is from RefSeq and is a predicted model, not a curated record. Gene Ontology annotation, biological process: RNA processing. Gene Ontology annotation, molecular function: RNA binding; adenosine deaminase activity. NCBI's taxonomy places the organism in Eukaryota, Metazoa, Chordata, Actinopteri, Syngnathiformes, Syngnathidae.
UUGAACAGCUGCCGCAGUCCAAGCAGAAUCUUCAUCAAACGUACUUUACUUAAGAUUUGUCAGCUCCAAACACCAUCGCUGCAUAAGACUUUAGAACAUGUGAUAUUAGCUUCUAUUGCGGAAAUGCAAGAUUUUCUGUUUUGGCUUUCGAAGCGUCAUUGUUUAAACCACAGGGUUCAAAGAGUUUGAAAAAAGCAACAGCGUAUCGUCCUGGAAAUUACAGCAUAUAAGAUGUCACGGCUAUGAUAACAUUACAUUUUUGUUGUCCAAACGUUGUCAUGUUGCGUACGGAAAGUUCCGUGGCUGAAGGAGGACGAGCUGUCUGUCUGGCCGAUAGCCAUAAAAGUCUAAAAAGCUGUAAGAUUCUGCUCGGGGUAACGCUGAAAACGGCAAAAAAAUGCCAGAGUAACAUAAAAGAACCACAAAUCAAUAUCCAAAGCUGGUCGAGGGAAAUUUGAAACAUGUGGCCUUCGUUAUUCAGAUGAAGUCGUUAAAUGGCAGUAUGGGACAGAACCUUAAGACAGCGGUGUUCAAACUUUGUCUGCCGAGGGCCACAUACAGGACAAAUGAAAGGGUGCGGCAUGAUGUACUGUACCUUUUAAAAAUUUGACUGUAUAUUAUUGGGAGCAGCCAGGUUGCGUCUGUUGUCUCAAUAUACACAUGCUAUACAUCCAAACAACCGCAAGAAUGUCAGCUAAAAGCUCAACCAAGCCAAUUUCAGGAAAACAAACAAUUCAAACCACAAGCACUUAAAUGGGCAAAUAUGGAAGACAAGCAAGCAGUUUGAGAGCAACAAGUGUCAUUCGUCGACCGCUAAAACUCACUGAACAUUAUUUUGUAACUUAUCCAGUUACAAAGAUUUUCACAUAUACAGUAACCAUCAAAGUACAUUCCUACCAACAUAAUCCACAUCUUUUUUGCAAAAAAAAAAUGGUCUAAGAGGUUAAUGUUCUAUGCAUUGUCAUCUCAAGCACAGACUAAUUUCAGCUGUUGAAGUGAAUGCACAUCAGCACUUCCACACUGCAAUGCCACAAAUUGAUUGCGCCAUGCCAUUUUCCCUGUAAAACAUGUGAAAUGAACAGCCUUGCCUAUGGUACAGUCCACUCCUCAUCAAAAUUUCAAGACCAGUUGAAAGAUUGCAAGAAUUGAUAUUUUACCCUGUUGGUUCUAAGUGGAGCUUCAGAAUGCCAAAAGAAGAAAUGGGAAUGAGACAAAAAAAACUUUGAGUAAGCAAUUUAUUGCAGACAAGCAUUAAAGUGAAAUAGGCUGUUCAUCAGCUGAUCAAAGGUUUAAGACCAUAGCUCUAAAAAAGCCCGAACCCCUCCCUAAAAUAAAAAUAAAAUGUUAAAAAAGGCAGUGAGUAGUGAGUAGCUGCAUCACUUCAAAAAUUAAUUUAGGCAUGCUUGAUGGAAAAUGUUGGUCCAGGUGGUGAAGAUGGCUUCACGCAGGGCAUCCACUGUCUGGAACUGAUGUCCAUUUUUGUAAAUCCGCCCCCAAAUGUUCUCAAUUGGAUUUCAAUCAGGGGAACACACAGGAUGGUCCAAAAGAGUGAGCUUAUUCCUCUGGAAGAAGUUCUUUGUCUGGCGGGCAUUACAGCGUUGUCCUGCUGGAAAAAGCCAGUCAUUACCACACAGACGAGGGCCUUCAGUCAUAAGGGAUGCCCUGUGCAACAUCUCCACAUAGCCAGAUGCCAUUUGACGCCCCUGCACAACCUGAAGCUCCAUUGUUCCAUUGGAUCAUGAUGGCGCCCCCUCCACUGUGCUGUGUGGAGAACAUCUCAGGUGGGAUCUCCUUGUCAUGUCAACGUUGGAAGCAAUCAGGACCAUCAAGCUUACAUUUUUUCUCAUCAAAGAAUAGAACUUUCUUCCACCUUUCCAUGUCCCAUGUUUGGUGCUUUCGUGCAAAUUCCAAACGGGCAGUUUUGUGGCCUUGAAGGAAAUGUUCUUGUUCUUAAAGCCUUCUCUCGGAGAUGCCGUCUGAUGCUUAUUGGACUGCACUCAGCACCAGUAACAACCUUCAUUUGGGCCGAGGAUGGUCCUGUGUCUUCACAGACAGCCAAUGGGACGUUUUUUUGGGUCUACCACUUGACUUUUGUGUUCCAUAACCCUCAGGAUCUUUGAAGUUUCCAAUGACUGUCUUACUGCGUCCAACCUCAGCAGCAAUGGCACGCUGCGAGAGGCCUUGCUUAUGCAGCUCAACAAUCCCACAGCGUUCAAAGAGAGAAAGCUUUUUUGCCUUUGCUAUCAAGAGAUGAUGAGAGUAUGAUUACCUGCCACAAAAUAACAUUCAAUACACAUUUUGGCAAGAUUUUGGCUUUUUAAAGGCUUUGCUCUUAAACAUUUGAACAGCUGAUGAACAGCCUAUUUCACUUUAAUGCUUGUUUGCAAUAAAUUGCUUUUUUUUUGUGGCUCACCUCUAUUUCUUCAUUUUGCAAUUUGAAGCUCCACUUGGAACCUCCUUAACAUUCAACAGUGCAAAAUGUCAAUUCUUGCUCUUUUUGUACUUUAGAGAGCGAAACAACUCAGCAUCUUUUUUAUGGUUGCCAUCUUGCUUUGUGAGUGCCUCAUACCACGGAGCACAGCACUUUUUUUUAUAUCUAUCCUGGGCAGCCUCAAAGUCAAACAUGGCAUAUGUGUUCUGUAGAAUUGCUUCUCCAAGUUUUGUAUUGUGGAUUUCUUUUCUUUCUUUUUUUUUUUUUUUUUUUUUUUUUUGCAUACUGGCUUUCCAAUUUUCAUAUUCUGUGCUCUCCAGUAGUAGUAAGAGAGAAAAGUAUCUUUUUAGUAGGGGUGGAUGACACAGCAAAUUUUUGGUUUCAAUCCGAUACCAAGUAAAUACAGUGCCAGUAUUGCCCAUACCGACAUGUUUUACUUGAAAUUUUAAGACCGUUGAAUGAUUUAGCCUGUAAUUUGUCGAUUAUGAUUACAAUCAGAAUAAAACACAGGACAAAGAUAUCAAUCUGAUACCGACACUUCUUUUGGUAUUGAAGCAAUCAAUCAAUUAAUUUGGCUCAAUCAGCCCCACCCCUACAUUUGAGGGGGCGUGUCUGUAAAUAUUCUACAAGAACGCGCAGAUAGGACAAUUACAGUAGCUGUUUUGAUGAUUUUGGAAGUUUUCCCCUGGUGUUUCCUCUGGAACACAUUUGGCUGCCUUCGUCUGCCACGGAGAGAGACGUGGUGGGAGCUUGUUGACAGUACACUGUGACUGGGGACGCCUCACAUGGGUGGGAGGGCUUCCAUGCCCUUAAAACGUUUGAUCACAGCAAAGCUGUGUUGAGACGGCCUUCAGCUGUAGCAUCUCUCUUUGUUUCUUCCACUUUCUCUGACUUUGUUUCUAAGAACAUUGCCACCUUUGACGUUGGUAGAAGUGAUUUAAAAAAUUAAGAAAAAAAAGUGAACGGGCACAAAAAUAAGUCAUUUCAAAAUAAAACUGAUGUGUUUUUUUCCGAAACCUGUUUCUUGGAGUGUCUUGAGUGAGUGAAGAAUUUGUUUUUCUCAUGUUUUUAUAUCCACGUGCGGCAUGAGGUUAUAGGAAUCACGUACCAUUCAAAAAAUGUUGUUUUUAUAUGAAAAUACGAAAGGUAGUGUUGACUGCUCCAAAACAGCCCAAACACGGAGCUCAGGCAGGAAACAGGAAGCGACUGACACCAAUCAAGUAAACGAGCGCCUACGUGGACCAGUGACACUUUGUGAAGAAGCAAUUAAUUGAAGUUGCAGCGUUGUCACAUGUGCAAUGCGUCUGCAGUAAAAGGUCAUCUGUCACAGCGUUGCAGUGUGUGUGAGCAUUUUAAUGACAUUCCUCAUGGCCACUGUUCAUCAAACCACGGGUCAGCUACGGCGUGAUGUUCAGUUAGGCACUGAUCUGGAAGCAAAGACUAAAUUAAUUGAAUCCACAGUGUUAAGCUUGAGGAGUAAAAAUCUACACAAAGAUACACACAUGAUAUUUAUGUAUAUAUUAUUGGUUAUUGGCUUCUUGUGUCUAUUCCAAGGGUGUCCAAACUUUUUCCAGUGAGGGCCACAUAGUGAAAAAUGAAAGGACUCAACAUUGAUAUUUUGUAAUACGCUAAGAAGUUAUAUAUAUAUUUCAAGAAAAAACUGCAUAUCAGACUUGUGAUAUGGGUGAAAAAGCCUAUUAUUAGUAUCUACUUUGCUGUUUGCUUGUUUUUUUUUGUGCUAUUUUUGUAGUUUCUUUUUCAAUUUUCCAAAUAUUUCAUCUUUCUUCUUAAUUUUCUUUUUGUAAUUGUAUACCUUUUAUUCCCAUAAUAUUAUAACUUCUUCUCUGACAUAAUUUUCCAAAAUGACAACUUUGUUUUGUUUUGUUUGUUUCUAAUAAUGUUAUGACUUAAAAACCAAAAAUUUUUUCUUUAAUAUUUCAGCUCUACGCUACUAAAAUGACCUUAUAAAAUUGCUUUUUUUACCUCAAGAAUAUGACUCUUUUCUCUUAAUAUUUUGACUUUAUUCUUGUAAAAUUGCAAAAGCUUUUUUUUUUCAUUUCUGCGUAUUCAUUUCUUCUCAUAAUUAUGACUUUAUUCCCAGAACAGUAUAACCUUUUAACCUAAUUUGAACUUAAAUUAACUUUAUUCAUUGUGUUUUUUUCAUAACAUUGAUUUUAAAAAAUAACAAAUUUCUGCUACUAAAAUGAAAUAAUUUUUCCUCAUAAUAUUAAGUUAUUCUGGUUUUGGUUUUGACUUUAAUUAUUGUAAAAAUACUGUUGAUUUUUAAAAUGUUUGCUCUUGUUGUUUUUUAAGGCAUUCUUGUUAAAUUAUAUUUUUAGAAUGUGUCGCGGGCCAAUAAAAAAAACGCCGCAGGCCACAAAUGACCCCAGGGCUGCACUUUGGACACCCCUGGUCUAUGCUAUACCUCCAGCGUCACGGUGCCAAAAUGAAAGGUCUGUCAUGAAUGAAUUGGUGACCGAUUUCCUUCAUUUCAAAGCAUCUAUCAUGGCUCAAAUGUCAACAAAAAUGAAUGGUCUGUCAGGCUUUGAAACUGGAAUACAUCAAUAGCACGAUUAAUAAAGGAAUAAAUCAUACAUAAUAAGGGAUAUUUGGAUUGAUUCGCCCACCCCGACCAAGGACACACCGGAGGUAUUAUGAUUCACCUUGGCAACUCGUUGGUGGAACUGGAGAAGGUAUCCAGAGGCUGGGAAGUCUAGGCUGAGACUGCUGCCCUGACGACCCGGAUAAGCAGAAGAACAUCGAUGCAGUGAUUAGAAACUCUUCUGGAGGAGGUUUCAACGUGAUAAACUUUGAAACUCUAAACCAUAUGUUCACAAAAAGUAUCUUUUGUGUGAUAAAAGUCCUUGCUUUGUUACCCCCAACCUGCUACAGUGGAGCCCCUUUAUGUCGACAACCCGCAACUCAUCUAGUCCACAGUCCAGUGUUGUUCUUCUGACUAAAAAGUGCCCACUUAAGUCGACAUCGACAUACACAGUUUACCGCUUUUCGUAUUUUUUCAUGGAAUUUUAAAACACAGGACCCCGGGUAGACACUACGAAAGAAAUGCAAAAUACGUGUCUUCCCGGAAAAAAUGGGAGGGGUGAUACUGCAAAUUUUGGUCUUGAUGUGAUACCAUACUUCUUACUUGAAUUUUUUCAUUAAAGGUCAUUAAAUGAUUUUUGACAGUUUUAUAAACAAACUGUAUUUGUGAGCAAGUUAAUAUAUCAAUUAGGGCUGUCAAUCGAUUAAAAUGUUUAAUCGCUAUUAAUUGCAUUGCAUUUUAACUCAUAAUUAAUUGCAGAAGUUUUAAUCUAUAAUAAAUAGGGAUAUAAAUGUCUUUGUGGUAAUACACAACUACGAUAAGUACAUCAAAUUUUAUGUUUUAUUUUUUUAUAUAUAUAUUUUUUUAAAGGUAAGAUUUGAUUACCUUAUUGAGUGCUAAUGUGCAUAUUUGUGGUACACAACCUCAUUGGGAAAAAAAAAGUCUAGGCUGUAUCUGUAUUCAUUUAGUGCUUUUAAUUUGAUGUUGUUCCUGUCAUAGUUUUACACAAUAAAGAAGAUAAAUUGAUUGCUAUGAUGUACAUAUGUUUUACUGAUGUGUUGGUGACUAGCUAGUGCACUGCCAGGGCUAGCUAGCGCUGAAUUGACACAAGCCCUGACAAAGUGUCCUCGGCUAUGUCUGCCAUUAAUUUGAAGCACGUAUCCCAAUUUUAGUUUGCAGUUCCAAGCAAAAAAUCAGCCCAGAGAUGGCUCGCUUCUAAAAACAAAAAAAAUACUUGUGAGUGGGACACUGAUAUGCCGUACCACUGUAUAAAUGUCAAUUAAAAAAUACAGGCAGCGCUUCAGUACCUUUCCCGCUUCUCUCAGGCAAGUCGACGACGACCUAGUUCGUGACAAUGCCAAUCACAGUGACAGUAGAUACUAAUAACAUUCCUCUUGUUGCGAGAGCCAUCUGUCAGGCCUUUGAAAUUAAAUUUACCAAUCAAAAAAACAAUUUCUUUCUCCAUUUCUACUCAAUAUUUGCUCCAGCUUGUAGCUACACGGUGACGACUACAGUGUCGCCCGAGGGUCAAACAGGACGUGCAAACGUUAAUCGCGCGUCCAAAACUUCUGUUAACUCGUUAACUUUGACAGCCCUAAUAUAAAUACAACAAAAUAAGAUACUCUAAAAACAUCAGAAAAAUAAGAAAAUGGUCUUAUUACAGACAAUUGUAUGAGGAAAAUAAGGUCAAUAGUGCAAAAUAAAUAAAGAAAAGCAAAAACUACUAUUGGCUAUUAUUCAAAUCCUUCAAACCCCUACUGUGGCCAACAACUUUAUUCCCUGAACUUGGGAACAAUAUACAGUAUAAAUACCUGUAUAACAACAUCAACAAUAUAUCAAUAUAAACAACACGACAAAAUAAGGAUGUUUGUGCAAAUAAACACAAAAUAGGACUGAAAAAUACUGAUCUCAUCAUGCUAGUAUUGAUCCGAUACCGUCGAAACUUGCAUUACCAGUCACCCGCCCACUCUUAUGCUGAGUUGGAGUUUACACUGGAUAUCUGCGUCUAUUUACAACGAUUCACACAACAUAUAAAUAUAGAAACGACUUUCAAUCUGUUUGGUGACUACAGACGGCUAGUUCCACAGCAAAUAUAUAUAAUGUACAGUAUACUGUAUAUAAAUGUAUUAAUGUGAGAGGGUAUUAGUCUGUUUCACUCUCCAAUGCAGUCGGUGGCGGUAAUGCACCUUUUACGUUGAGUGCCACCCGCCUUAAAACAAAAAGAAGAAGCACUUCCGGGUGUACUUCCGCGGAAUUUGCUGUAAACGCUGCAUGGAGCGAAAGUUAGACAAUAAUGACAAAAGCUUCAUAACGUUACAUUUUAUUGAAUUACACAGGUAGCUUUUAACCGUCUUUUAAUUCAAGGGAACCUCGGCUCACAAACCGUGGUGGCGUCCAACAUGGCGACGGCUGAUGACAUUGCUCAAUUGUGCUACGAGACUUUCAACGCGCUUCCCCACAGGGGGAAGCCUGAGCCGGGCAGAGAGUGGACCCUACUGGCAGCUGUUGUCAAAGUCACCCGAUGUGCCAAUUCUGACACAGUUGAAAAAGAAGUGGUUUCCCUCGGAACUGGGACAAAGUGCAUUGGACAAACAGCCAUGAGUCCCAAAGGUGAUGUGCUGAAUGACAGCCACGCAGAAGUCAUCGCAAGAAGAGGGUGCAUCAGGUAUCUAACCCAGCAGCUGCACAGAGCGGUGAGCGGGAGGGGAAGCCACGUGUUUUGUCGGGCGACGUGUCCAGGGAAAUGGAGGCUUCAGCCUGGAGUUUCCUUCCUCUUCUUCACCAGUCACACACCAUGUGGCGACGCCUCCAUCAUCCCCAUGACUGACAAGCAACCUCAACCGUGUACAUCCAUGAAGAGUGAUCAAGGGACGGCUGAAGGAAGCUUCAAAAGAAAAUCAAAAGCAGGCACAUCGUUGAAAAACUCCAAGCGGCUGUGUCGAGAAGAACGGUACGCUGAUGAGGAAAAAACAGACGAUGCUCACGACUCCGAACAAUCCUCACGUGACAGUGAGCCUUCACCCAGCCCGCCUGUGAAAACACCCAUUGUAGAUGGCAGGCAAGACUGCCAGCUCCCAGAUAUUCACAGAACGGGAGCCAAGUCCGUGCGAGGCGGCCCAUCUGAUCCUCUCCAACCCAGGACGGGCUACCACACCACAGGAUUGCUGCGCGUCAAGCCCGGCCGAGGAGAGCUCACGCUGUCUCUCUCGUGCAGCGACAAGCUGGCUCGCUGGGGCGUGCUGGGCUUCCAGGGUGCCCUCCUAUCCCAUUACUUAGAGGAAGCGCUGUACUUUCGCACCGUGGUGGUUGGGAUGUGCCCCUACAGCCAAGCAUCCAUGCAAAGAGCUUUGUACACAAGAUGUUCCCAUGUAUUGGAUCUCUGCGCUGGUUUCUCAGUGUGUCCACCAGUUUUUCUUCAGUCCAAACUGGAGUUCCCCUUCAGCCAAGCCCAGACUGAGCUCCAACACAUGGCCAAGCAAGGACGCAUUACCCCCUGUGGAGCAGCUAUCAGCUGGUGUAAGGUGCCUGAUCAACCACUAGAUGUCACUGCCAGCGGGUACAAACAAGGAGUCACCAAGAAGGCCCUGGGCACUGCUAAAGCUCGGUCUGCUUUGUGUAAACUGGAGCUUUUCCAUUCCUUCCUGUCUCUGGUGUCAGCCACCAAAGCUUCAGCACUUCCUGAUUCACUCAGGAGGACAGACCUGCACACAUACUUGGACUACAAGGAGGCAUCGGAAACCUACCAACAAGCUUGGCAGCAGCUUCGCAGCCAGGCCUUCCCUCUUUGGCCACGCAGUGACAGAAACCUCUUGCUCUUCCAAUGAAAGCCAACGUUGGAGUAAAAUAUAUCCUUUAAGGCUUGAUAGGAAGCAAACUCUUGAAGAUGGAGAAGAUAACUUUUUUGGUGCAGUGUAAUGAGCCCACAUAUACACUCUUAUUCAGAUAAGCUUGGGGUUUAACUCAGGAUAUGUUGUACUACAAAGCUAUAAAAGCACCGCCAUUAAUCGAGAACGCCCAGAGAACGGUGCACGGAUGGAUAAACGGUACAGGAUGCUAUUUAAGCAUUGCCCCUAAGUAGGGCUUGUAUGACGAUGGGUACGAAUGUUGAAGGGACAAUUGAAUUUACUACUGGUGAUCCCAAACUGUACCAUUAAAAUGGUAAUUAAGACAAUGAUUCAAAGAUGAGAAGAAUCAAGUACUAUUUUAUGAAUUCCCAGUACUCCUACAGGAGUGCUUAUGGUCCCUAUAUCCCAGGGAACAAGACUUUCCCGACCAUGUGCACUGAGUUGUCGAGCUUUUUCAUUUUGGUUUGGUAUUUUGUACAAUUAAAAAACUAAAAACCACCACUAAAACCAAUCCAAGGUGUGGAACAAAAUGAUUGGUAGACGGUGGAAAGAAAAGAGAGAUGGUGCAAAAAAAGAUUUGAGUAUGUACGAAAGCUUUAUCGUCUUUGUAGUCAACAGGGAUGUGUCAGAUCGCCAACCACCGUGAACUACGGGAGCUGAUUUUGCUGAUGUGUUAUUCCACUGCGAAGAGUUGGAAAUUUAUAAAUUAAUACACAUAAUCAGAUUGGGCCCUUUUGAGAUGGAAUUUUGUGUUUUAUAGUUAGGGUUUUUGUUGCAAAUUGUACCAUGCUGAGGAUAUAAAUAAAUCCCUUUCAACAAUAACAAUUUGACAAUUAUUAAUUAAUUAAUAAUUAAGUACAUUAUAUAUAUUUUAUUUGCAUUAUAUAUAUGUACACGCAUGGCGACUCUAAAUUGUCCAUAGGUAUGAAUGUGAGUGUGAAUGGUUGUUUGUCUAUAUGUGCCCUGCGAUUGGCUGGCGACCAGUCCAGGGUGUACCCUGCCUCUCGCCCAAAGUCAGCUGGGAUAGGCUCCAGCAUGCCCCCGCGACCCUAAUGAGGAGAAGCCGCAUAGAAAAUGGAUGGAUGGAUAGGUGCAGGCACACAAUUUUACCUAAAAUAUAUAAUACAAUUAAAUAAAAAAAUAUGCCAAAUGAAGAAAAACCAUGUCAACCAAGAGAAAUCCUUUAUUAUCAGCCAUUCUUAUGUCUCUGGACAAAGUCACAAGUAAAUGUGCAAGCAAUGGCUAGCUCUGCUUAUGUCGACACAAGUCAGCCAAUCUGACCACAGUAUUCACUAAGCUAUCGGAGUGAAACAUCAACAUCUUAGCUUUGUGUUAUAGAUAGCAAAGCAAAUUAUAGUGUAAUAUAGUAUACACCUUCAAUUCAUUGUCAGAAAAAAAACAAGCUGUGUGCCGAAAAUGCCCCUUAGGCCACCUUUUGGACACCCACGACAUAGACAGCGAUCACUCGUCUCUAGUUAUCUGUGCACAAAGAAAGACACCUGUCAUGCCAACCCAUCCGACCCUGCAUGACGCCCAUACAACUUGUUUGCGUUCCAUUUAUUUGUAUUGGUUACGUCCUCCAAGCUAGCCUAUCCUUUUAAAAUACCUAGAGUGUCUUUAACAUACAUUUAAUGAGCAUUACACACCAGUUAAAUAAAAUAUUAAAUAUUAGAACAUUUCUCUGUUAAGUGACACUUGCAUAUAUCCCUCCCCCCAAUUCAUCACCAAAACAUGAAAAUAACAUAGCCAAACAGCAAAGCAACAUUACUUGAGAGUAUUAUGGUGUAUGACCAGUCAUGCAUGUAGUUAGUAACCUUUAUUAUACAGUGUCCCUAAAGUCAUAGCCUAUACUGUACAGAAUUUAAUUAAAAAAUGCUAAUAUUGUUUUAUUAUUGUAUAGUAUGUGUUUUAGCCUUUGUGUACAGACUUUAGGGAAACCCUUGCAGUGCGUCCACCAGGGUUUCAACAGUAGUACUAGUAUGUGUAUAUUAGCAAGUAUGCAAGCACCUUCACAUCAAAGUAGACUUUGGAUAAAGAAGAAUGAACACUGCUGACUACGGUAUGAUUGAAAUGAACAGGUUAGUAAAUCAAUGUGGUAUCAUCGUGUGUAAUGUUAUUUGCAUGUUAGACUUCAGGGGUGUAUAUUGAUGUAAACAAUAACAUUGAAGACACUUGUGUUGCAUGUAGGAACACAAAGAUAAACUUGGUAAGUACGAUACAUUUUCUAUUGUUACGGACCCAUUCAGUAUCAUCGAUACUUAGCUGCUGUUAUUGUUUCACUUUUCGUUGCCUGGCAGCGACAAGUGCGACGAUAACACGCGCCGAACAAUCGAAAGCAGAUUGGUUACGUGAGGCGCCAAAAUAAACAGGAAGUUGGUCAGAUUUGAAGCAUUUCCGGGUUUGUGUGCUACGCGGACUACCUGACUCCUGUUUUUUUUUUUUUUUUAGUAGACUGAAUUUUAGUAAAUGAUACUGGAUCCCAGCAGAGUGCUAUAGUAAGUCUCUUAAUAAAAUAGU